Staurois parvus is the source of this 309-nucleotide messenger RNA. Lineage: Eukaryota; Metazoa; Chordata; Amphibia; Anura; Ranidae. The record is from the annotation of a GenBank genome assembly.
AAAUUGGCCUGGACUGGAAGGGGGGUGAAAGUGUCCGGACUGGAAGGGGGGGGGAAAGUGUCCGGACUGGAAGGGGGUGAAAGUGUCCAGACUGGAAGGGGCGGAAAGUGUCUGGACUGGAAGGGACGGAAAGUGUCCGGACUGGAAGGGGGGGGAAAGUGUCCGGACUGGAAGGGGGGGAAAGUGUCCGGACUGGAAGGGGGGGGGGAAAGUGUCCGGACUGGAAGGGGGGGGGUGAAAGUGUCCGGACUGGAAGGGCUGAAAAUUGGCCUGGACUGGAAGGGGGUGAAAGUGUCCGGACUGGAAGGG